This is a messenger RNA of Bemisia tabaci, 2979 nucleotides long. The record is from RefSeq and is a predicted model, not a curated record. NCBI's taxonomy places the organism in Eukaryota, Metazoa, Arthropoda, Insecta, Hemiptera, Aleyrodidae.
CUGUGCGGUUCUCCCUCAGUCCAGCGCUCCUCGCUAUCAAUCUUGAUUAUCUCCCUUGUUCGAAGUGUAAUAUGCUGCCGUGGCAGCCUCUCUUUCGAAACUUAGACUUAACCUAAAACUAAUACACAUAGUGUUUUAAAUCCAAACUCUACAACUACCCCUGCGAUGGCGGGGGUAGGCGAGAAAUCAACCAAAAGUGACGAUUCGUCCUACGACACAGUUAAAAAUGUUGUUAUUAAUGAACUACUUUCGGUAGACAUAGAACCUGUGCUAAAAAGUGAUGCUGUCAACGAUUCAAUCAAAGCUUACAUAUCCAAAUCAAAAUCGGUGGUAUCAGUUAUGGAUAAAGAAAAUAAAGUUCUAGCAAAUGAAAACAGUGAACUCAAUGCUAAACUUAAAUCACUAUUAGAAAAGUUCGCAGAAAACGAGCAACAAAAUCAGCAACAACAAGCUUUAAUUUCAAACUUGCAAGUGCAAAUCAAUGACUUAAAACAAAACAUUACUUCUAAAACAGGUAAAGUUUCUAACCCUGUAUCUCAAAUUCAAAAUGUUCGCUCCAAAGAUAACUCUGUGAAAGAUAUCACAAAAAAUAACCCACGCAAAAUCUCAGUGUCUGGACAAUUAAAAUUAACUCAGUUUACUGAAGUGCAAAAAUCUAAGGAUCUGCAAUCCAAUUCAAACUCAAGUGCUGCUGUGCCAACAAACAAUAAAUUUGAUGUGCUGAAUUCUGAACAACCACAUCAAGAUGAGGAAAUGGUCACCUUAGAGGAUGAUGUUAACAGCGCUAAGGACGAUUCUCUUUCAGAGGACUACAACUCAGACCCGGAAUUUCGUGCUAAACGACAAGUUUAUAGGCAACAAAGGAAAAAGAGGAAGAGAGGAAACUCCAAUGAACAGGACCCCCAAACUUCUUCUUCUUCCAAACAACUCACCAAUACUGAUAAGUCUAACCCUACUGAUAUUAUUAAUCCUAGUAAUAAGACUAAAAUAUUACCACCCCCUCCAAUUAAAGUUAUUGGUAUUAAAAACUACGAAGAAAUUAAAUCUAUCCUUAAAGCAGCUUCCCCUAAGGAAGAAUAUUCCAUUCGUUUCAUUGGUAGUGAAACAUGGAAAAUAAACCCUUCAUCAGAAGAAUCUUUUCGUCAAAUUUCUGACAAUCUUAAUACAAAUGGUAUACAAUGGUAUUCACAUGCCAACAAAAAUACCAGAAAUAUCAAAGUUAUGUGUAAAGGCCUCCCUCCUUCUAUGCCUGAGGAAGAAAUAGUACAGGACCUUUUGGACAAAAAUUUUAAAAUUAAAAACGCAGUCUGCAUGAGAAAGCGCAUAAUUAAAUCCACUCAAAAACCUACGUCAACAGACAAACCUCAAGAUGAAAAUUCUUCCUCCAAAAAAGAGAUCAAAGAAUUUGAACUAAUUAAAAUACCGGUGCACCAAUUAGAUUUUGACUACUCAGAAUCAAUCGAAAAGAUCCAUAGUAUUAAGGCAAUAGCCCACACUAUGGUUAAAAUUGAGCCGAUUAAAAUUAAUCCUACUAUAGUGCCUCAAUGUAAAAGAUGUUGCGGCUUCCAGCAUACCGCAAAUUUUUGUGCCAAAACCCCCCGAUGUGUAAAAUGUGCAGGCAAGCAUUUAUCAGCUGAUUGCAUGUACAAGGGUAGAAUUUCCAACCCUAAAUGCGUAAACUGUGGUACCAUAGGUCAUCCGGCCAGCUACCGUGGCUGUCCUUUUGCAAAGGAUUUUCAAAUUGCCAGAAAGCAUUUAUUGAAAAACAAGAAAAAUCCAGAAAAUAAUGAGAAAAAUUUCCCACAAUUAGGUAUUAAAACGAUAAAAGCCUCAAAACCGAAACCGCUUGACAAGUCAUUUGCACAGGCAGUGACAGGCAAUAAAAAUAAUGAGUCAUCCUCUCAAGCUGAUAUCAUCAGCACCUUAUUAAAAACGAUCGAAGCACUCAACGUGCAAAUCCAACUUUUAAAUGAGAAAAUUGGCCGAUUGGAAGCUCGUUCCAAUAAAUAAAAUGACUCAUUUUUUCAUUUCUUUUCUAUGUGUAAUUCUAAUGAAAAUGUCUUUAUGUCUUUUCAAAAUAAUGAUGACUGUCUUUUUUCCGAGCAGAACGACACAGUCAUUGAUUACGAAGAUGUAGUACGGCUACAAUCUACAAACAUCUCAUCAUCAUUAAAUUUUAUGGCAUGGAACUGCGGCGGCCUGACACGGACGAAGGCCGAGGAAUUCAAUGUCACGCUAAGGGAUUUCAGUGUUGAUAUAGCCCUCCUGUCGGAGACCUGGUUCACUAAGAACGAUUUCAAAAGGUUACUCAGUUUUCGGCCAAAAGACAGAGGGGAGCAUACCACCCCUCUUGGAACCGACGGAGUCAAGUACAGGGCUUGUCAGUGCCGUUGUUUUUCUUUAAAAAAAUCUCACUGAUUCUGUUGGGAAUGGAUGAAAUUCAUCGUGCUCGGUCGAUGCCCGUGUUGCAUUUGCAAGAGACAGAAGGCCUCAUCACUUUCUUCGCACUGAUUGCUCUCGUGUUUAGCGAUCGAUUGAUGAGAGAACGUGUUAAUGACAUAGCCUUAACGCAACUAUUCAACCUCGCGGGAUGUCUGUAUUGUAUUCAACAAAUUGAAGGCGUUUUGACUUUACGCACAAUCUACAGCUGGGUCAAUCAACGAACGCGUUUAUGACAGCGCCUCGACGCAAUUAUUCAGGCUUGAUAGAUGUCCGAGUCACAUAUCGAUGUUCAAAGUGCGGAACGACGUAUCUCCAAAAAAUCCGCUUCAAUUUUAUCUUUUCCAAGAAGGGCAAGUCUUUCAGGGCCAAAAUCGAAAGUUCUACAAUCGAGCUGAAAUCAACCUGAUCCUCUGUAUACAUUAUUACGAGUACGAUUAAACCACAUCUGUUCGGCAGAACUGGAGAAGCUCGAUUUACCAGCGUUAGGAUAUUGAUAAAUUAACUCGAAUAGAAAUAAAAAUAUCAAAUUACCAAAGA